AUGUUUCACAUGGACCUCGCGCUCCAGGAGAAGAUGUUCCAGUCGCAGGAGUGCUGGGACGAGGAUGGCCUCGGCAAGGGCGGCUUUAACAAGGGUGGCAGUGGCGGCGGCAGCGGUAGCCUCGGCGACUCCACCAUGAAUCUCCUGAGCAAGUUGUACGAGAUCAAUGAUGAUCCCAAGAGGAAGGAAUUUCUCGAUGAUCUCUUCAGUUACAUGCAGAAGAAAGGAACACCGAUAAACCGGCUGCCGAUAAUGGCAAAGUCGGUCCUCGAUCUCUACGAGCUAUAUAACUUGGUGAUCGCCCGGGGCGGUCUCGUCGACGUCAUCAACAAGAAGCUCUGGCAGGAAAUUAUCAAGGGCCUUCACCUGCCGUCGAGCAUAACCUCCGCCGCCUUCACAUUACGCACCCAAUACAUGAAGUACCUGUACCCGUACGAGUGCGAGAAGAAGCGGCUGUCAACGCCGGCGGAGCUCCAGGCGGCGAUCGACGGCAAUCGACGCGAGGGUCGGCGCAGCAACUACGGGGCUUACGGGCCCGGCGGCGGCGGUGGUGGUAGCGGGGGUCCCGUUGACGGCCUCGUCCACCAGCGCAGCCCUCACACGCCGAGCUCCCUGGCCUCGCUUCACGCCCAGAUCUCGCCCCUGUCACUGGUGACGGCGGUGCAGCAGGCCGCGGCCGCCGGAGGCCAACAUCAGGUCGGCCAGCAGAGCCUCGUCAACGGCAGCGCGGCGCACACACCGCUGCCCCACCAUCCCCAUCAUCCGCAGCAUCAGCAAGGUGCCCUGGGUCAGCCUCCCAAUGCAGGUAUAGCCCCGGACUUCGAGGUGCGCAUGGCCGAGUACGUGAAACACUUGCAGCGCGAGAUGGGAAGGCGCGCGGCGGGCUCGCCCCCGGGCAUAAUGGGCCACCGUCAGGGCAGCACGUCGCCGCCAGCGAGAUCGCCGUCGCGCGAGGCUGCACUCUUCGAGAUGUCCCGGCUCACACUCUGGAACAUGUACAACAACAAUCUGCAUCCGGGUAUCGGCUACCCCCAGGCGGUCUCGCCCCAGCCGAGCUCGCAUUCUCCCCAGGCACAACCGGCCAGCCCCGAGCCACAGAAGGAGGCACUCGAUCUGGGAUUGAGAUCCUCGCCAAGCUCUUCGUCACCCGCUCGACAAAGUCCCCCAUCGUCCGGUGGCAGUAUCGCCAUUAAGCGCGAGGUCGAGCACGGCGUGACCGCCGGCUCGGCGUCCAACAAGAGGCUAUGCAUGGACGAGGACGGCCACGGGGACAACAACGUUCCCGCCCUCCCCGGCGCACACAUCAAGAUCUCUAAUCGAGGUACGUUCACGGAUCUUUCGAGAAAAUCGUGGAAGGAGGAGAAGGUGGAGGAGGCAAGCCAGGAGCUAAUCGCCCUCGUCCUUUGUCCCAUUGGUGUUCUAGGUGACGGCCGCGACAACUCGCUGGUGGUGAGCAUGGAGCUGAACGGCGUGAUGUACCAGGGCGUGCUGUUUGCCCAGACAGACGGCAGGGCCAGCCUCGCAGCCUCGACAAACAACAACGAGACGAAGGCCUCGUCGCGCAACGUCGUCUCGUGA
This is a messenger RNA of Ceratosolen solmsi marchali, 1578 nucleotides long. RefSeq names its product retained (gene retn). The coding region runs from base 1 to 1578 and encodes 525 amino acids. The record is from RefSeq and is a predicted model, not a curated record. NCBI's taxonomy places the organism in Eukaryota, Metazoa, Arthropoda, Insecta, Hymenoptera, Agaonidae. Gene Ontology annotation, molecular function: DNA binding. The transcript has 6 exons. Gene Ontology annotation, cellular component: nucleus. Gene Ontology annotation, biological process: regulation of transcription by RNA polymerase II.